UGGCGGUUGAUCAAGUCUUCCUAUCAUCUGGCAUGGAAACAUAUAAACUUCCGAAUAUGGUUCAACCCCCCAAGCGUGGUAUGAUUGUACUGAACGGCAAGUGCUACCAUAACGAAGAUAGUGGACCCCUACUUAUAUUGUCGACUCAGCCUUGCGCGAAAUGUCAGUUCAAGUCUUCAGUAUUAGACCUGCCAGUACUCGACAUAUCCUCACAAACGCCGGUUGAGAUUCAAACCGACCAAGGGGAGUUACAUGCAUUGAAGGACACAGCCCUUGCUCGUUCUGAAGAGGUGCAUGCGCCAUUUGAUUUGACAGAGUCUGAGGCCAGGACUGCUGAGAAUUUUUCUGCAAGUAACAACUCGACUGAAUCUAUCGAUUCUCUUCAUUUAUCAGGAGAAGACUUGGGGGAUGUUGGAGGCAAAGGGGG
This is a messenger RNA of Acaulospora colombiana, 427 nucleotides long. NCBI's taxonomy places the organism in Eukaryota, Fungi, Glomeromycota, Glomeromycetes, Diversisporales, Acaulosporaceae. The record is from the annotation of a GenBank genome assembly.